UCUCUCCUUUUAUUUAAGCCUUUCUUUCUUUCCUCUCCCUCUUUCAAAACUUUCCUCCUAUUCCCCUUCCCUUCCUUCUUAAUCAAGCUUUCUCGAGAAAAUUCACUUCAUUUUCCUGGAAAUUAUCUCUUAAUUCCGGAAAGUUUUGCUCACUGAUUAGUAACAAAGAUUUGUUUCAAUUGUUAGUGCUAUAUAGUAAACAUGAUUGGAUCAACGGAUUUCAUUGAUGAGAUAGAUUGCGGCAGCUUCUUCGAUGAUCUCAUCGACUUCCCUAACGAAGAUGUCGAAGCGUACGAGUCCACCGCCGUCAUCAACGCCGCCGCGUUUCCUAGUAUUUGGACAACUCAGCCCGAGUCAUUACCUCUUUCUGACUCGGUUUUUCUCAACAACAGUGCUUCCGAGCUUUCCACUGAACUCUUUGUUCCGUAUGAAGAUAUUGUUCAAUUGGAAUGGAUGUCAAAAUUUGUUGAAGAUACUCAGUGUGGAGCAAGCUUGACAACUAAGAAAGAAGAUUCCUCUUCAAUCAGUGAGGGAUCCAAUCAUCAAUUCCAGACUUGCAGUCCGGUUUCGGUUCUUGAAAGUAGCAGCUCGUGUUCAGGAAUGAAACCAUUGCCUCGCAGUCCUGAAACGUCUGCCCCUGGGAAACGCGGACGUCCACGAAGCAAACGUCCUCGUCUGGCCACUUUCAAUCAUCAUCCAGGAGUUCAGAUGACCUCCCCAGCUUCAUCUGUCAAUGAGAACGACAUUCCCCAGCCAUUUGCUGUCCCGAAGGUGCUGUCGGAUUCUGAGAACUAUGCUGAGUCACGGCUUCUGAUCAAAUUACCGAAACAAGUCAAUCCAGAACAUAAGAAGAAGAAGUUAUCGGUUUCAGCUGCAGCAGGCAUUGCUGAUUAUAGUCAAAAUCCAACUGGACAAGCCGUUAGGAAAUGUAUGCACUGUGAGAUAACUAAGACACCUCAAUGGAGGGCAGGGCCAAUGGGUCCGAAAACCCUUUGCAAUGCCUGUGGUGUCCGAUACAAGUCUGGCAGGCUCUUCCCCGAGUACCGGCCUGCUGCAAGUCCGACAUUUGUUCCGUCAGUACACUCAAAUUCUCACAAGAAAGUGCUGGAGAUGAGAACCAAAAGUUGUGCACUAGCGCCCACCACAACAAUGGCUGCCAACAAUUUACCAGAGUUGAUUCCAAAUAAAAGCAACCCAGCAUUGGAUUAUAUAUGAGUGUCUUACUCCGUACACAUCCAAUCAUGAGUAUGGAAAGUGUUGGAAAAAACGAAGGUAGUAUAUCGGAUACAUACUUUUAUCCGAUUUACACCCGAGUCCAAGUAGUAUAGCUUUGUUAUUUUAUUUAUCUCUUCGUUCUUUGUUCUUUUUCUUGUACAGGGUUGAAAUGGGGGGAAUAGAGCAAUAGAUGACCAAUAUGUUUAAAUAAUAGGGAGAGAUUGUUAUGAGAAAAAUUGAGGGAAAAAGGUAGAGAAAACGGAAGCUUAAGAGUUAGCAAAGUUGUAGGUUUUGGCAAUGGUUAGGUCCUUCGGAUGCCAAUAGUUAUUGGAGUCUAUGUUUUUUUUUUCAUGGGAAUUAUUAAUUUUUGCAGUUAAAUUUUAGUGGAAAUCAAAAUUAUGAGACGAGCAAGGAAAUUUGAGAAGUUAUUUUCAAUUGAAAAUUUCCAAUUUUUACUUCAA
Messenger RNA from Gossypium raimondii (Peruvian cotton), 1676 nucleotides. Its product is annotated as GATA transcription factor 8. The record is from RefSeq and is a predicted model, not a curated record. Gene Ontology annotation, molecular function: zinc ion binding; sequence-specific DNA binding. The transcript has 5 exons. NCBI's taxonomy places the organism in Eukaryota, Viridiplantae, Streptophyta, Magnoliopsida, Malvales, Malvaceae. Gene Ontology annotation, biological process: positive regulation of DNA-templated transcription. Gene Ontology annotation, cellular component: nucleus. Bases 202 to 1215 code for a protein of 337 amino acids.